This is a messenger RNA of Diachasma alloeum, 795 nucleotides long. RefSeq lists its product as uncharacterized. The coding region runs from base 1 to 795 and encodes 264 amino acids. NCBI's taxonomy places the organism in Eukaryota, Metazoa, Arthropoda, Insecta, Hymenoptera, Braconidae. The record is from RefSeq and is a predicted model, not a curated record. Gene Ontology annotation, molecular function: nucleic acid binding; zinc ion binding. The transcript has 2 exons.
AUGGGCAAAUCAGCAUCUAGGUCCGAUGCAUUGAUCAUUCGCCCAAAAGAUGAGGUGAAGUAUGCCGAGAUUCUAACGAAGGUGAAGAAGGAUGUUCCUCCAGAUGAGGUGCUAGGGUGCGUUGAUAAGAUACGCAGAACAGCCACAGGGGACAUGCUCAUUGUCUUAACCAAAGACACUAGUCUCCUCGGGGAAGACGCUGAAGUUCUUAGCAAGGGCCCUCAGGAGAACAUCGAGAUCAAAGACCUCGAUGAUAUGACAACGAAGGAGGAAAUUUUGAAAGCCCUAUGCAAAACAGCGGGCAACGAGGUGCAGAUGACGCAGGAUGCCAUAAAAUCCUUGCGAAAGGCCUACGGAGGGACACAGACGGCCUUGGUGACACUGUCUGUACUCGUGGCGAAGAAGAUCUUGGGGGACCACGGCAAAAUCCGGAUCGGCUGGGUUAAUUGCCGAGUGAAAAGAGUAGAGAGACCAGUUAAGUGCUUCAAGUGUUGGCACUACGGGCACCUCGCCACGAAGUACACGAGUACAGUCGAUCGGUCCAAACUCUGCGUCAAAUGCUCAGCGACCGGCCACAAGGCUUUAGACUGCACGGAGCAGCCGCAAUGCGCCUUGUGCACCGAGAAAGGCUACACGGAGAAUUGUGCCCACAUUGCUGGUAGCAGUAGAUGCCCAGUGUAUAAGAAGGCACUACAUACAGAGGGUUCUCAAUACGGGAAGAUGAAAUUACUCCAACUCAACCUCAACCACUAUGAGGUCGCGCAUGACCUGCUUAUGCAGACGGCGCAUGAAUAG